AGUAAGCGCGCGGCAGUCAAAAUAUCAACAUUAGCAUCCCAGCACUGCUAGCUCUCCGCUUAACUCGUUUAAUAGUUUAAUACCAUCGUUUAAUAAAUGUAACAUUCAUUCACUCUGGAACAGGUGACCUGCGUAAUGGGCUCAAAAGUGAUAUCCAAUGCUAAGGAGUUUUAUAAUAUUCUUCGGUCUCUUCAAGAUGAGGAAAGCAACGAACAAUUUGUAUAUGAGGAGGACAUCCAAAUGUUAAAGACGGACGGAGGCAGAAUUCCUGUGCUGAAAAUGUACUGUGGCAACCAGCCAGUCGUCAUCUGUGAAAAAGCUGUUCCAAAAAUAAAUGAACCCGAUGAUAAACCAAUGAAGGAAACGACCAACUGCAAUGACAGCAAUGAUGCAGAUAAUGAUGAUGAUGAUAUUGGGGAGGCCAAUGCUCUCCUGACAGAACUGGGACCAGAGCCGCUCACAAUCACAAAAGCAAGGCAGUUGCUAUCUUGGUACACAUUAUCCCAAAAUGAUAAUAUGUCAUCUAUUGACAACAACCCCGCCUUGCACCCUCUAUGGGUUCGAUGUGACAUGUCUGAUCCAGCUGGAACCACCUGGUUUGGAGCUGAAACGGUCUGCAUGGGAAAGAGAGUAUCUGGUGUCAAAUUAUACUCUGUUACCUGCAAAGGCUCAACUGUGGACAAAGCAUCUCUCAUAACCUUGGACCAGCUUAAACAAGAGCACAACAAAAGGCACCACCCGUCCUCGAUGGCAAUCAAAGGCAGUGCCAGGUUCCUCUUGUUUGGCUCCACUGUUUUUGAAAACUCCGUUAUUGAGUCACAGAGUAGCGUGACAGUGGAUUUCAAAUGGAGCCAUGUGGAAAGUAUCCUUGAAACCCCACCCCUGUCUUCUACAGCAACACUGAAUAUUAAAGUUGCCAGCGGCGACAUGAGGAGCCCAAUGAAUGAGAUGUACAGAGAGCUGGAGUUUCUUCAGACUCUAGCCGAUGGUUUGAGAACUGGUGAGACUGAAUGGCUGGAGGCUUUGGAAAGCAUGUCUGCUGUAAAUCUGACCAAGGCCUUCCUUCAAGAGCUUCGGGAUACUUCAAAGACACUACAAGACCAGACUGCUAAAACAGCUAAGAACACAGAGGUGAAACUUGAGACAAACAUAUUCAACUCAUUCUUGGAACGAGGCGAUUUGGAUUUCGUGGAGCAGCUGUGGGUUCGGAUGAGAAGGAGUGUAACUUCAUAUCAAGACAUUGGAGAUUGCCUGAAAUUGGUCACGGAAGCUCUAAGAUAUGGGGACAUCAAACCCUGGAUUCACAGAGACAGCAGCAGCUCCCUCAGCAAGCUCAUCCUGCAGUCCUACCACCAGCAGAUUGACCAUGUGUCUCUCACAGGUGUCACCCCUGUCCAAAUGCUGCUGGAGAUGGGUCUGGACAAGAUGAGAAAAGAUUACAUUAACUACCUCAUUGGGGAACAAUUGACAACUCUUAACCACUUGGGUUAUUACCUGAGCACAGAGGUUGAUCUGCAGGAGCAAGUGAUCCGACUCCAAAAACUGCACCAUCUGCUGGAAAUAAUAGUGACCUGCAGUACUUUCCUGGGACUGACCUACGACCGGCUUUUCCUUCUCACACAAUCAUGUUUGCAGCACUACAAAACACACCCAUAUGAUGAGGAGCAUGAAUUCAAACUGCAAAUCAAACCUGCACUGAUCAGCCAUUUCUACCAGAAAGAGCAGCCAGUCCUGUGGGGGGCUGAGGUGUCCAGUGGCCACGGUUCCCGUGAUGUCAGGACCUCCAUAACUCUCAGUGACAGACCACUGGUUGAUCAUGUCAUCUUUGAAUCAGAUGAACCAAAUGAAACCAUGAAUGUGGACAGUGAGAAUCCUGCCUUAUUCUCCACCAUGGUGUGCUGCAGCCUCGUCAACUUUGCAUGAAUUCAAACUGAGCACCACUCAAUACAAGGCAGGAGUUUGUCAUUUUCAGUAUUCUCAUUAGCAAUUAACACGUUUUAAAAUGAUAGAAGAACUAGCCAGUGGCUCUGUUAAUAUCAAGUUAUAUUGGUUACAUUUUUUGAAUAAACGACUUUCAGACUGUGGGGUCUCUAAAU
This is a messenger RNA of Pungitius pungitius (ninespine stickleback), 2096 nucleotides long. It is a transcript of the gene zwilch, whose product is annotated as zwilch kinetochore protein. Lineage: Eukaryota; Metazoa; Chordata; Actinopteri; Perciformes; Gasterosteidae. Gene Ontology annotation, biological process: protein localization to kinetochore; mitotic spindle assembly checkpoint signaling. The transcript is spliced from 18 exons. Gene Ontology annotation, cellular component: RZZ complex. The coding region runs from base 136 to 1923 and encodes 595 amino acids. The record is from RefSeq and is a predicted model, not a curated record.